AUGACGCUGAGGAGCAGCGCGAAUGGCCGAGGAGCGCGAUCGCCCCAGAACAAGUCGCCCAAGUCGAGUGGGAGCCGGUCACCCAAGUCCGGACUUGCGGUGGGCAAGUCGCCGAAAACGGGCCAAGGAGGGGCAGGAACAGGAACAGGGGGAGGAGGGAAAUCGACCAAGACGAGUGUGCAGUCGGAUGUGCAGUCGCCGCUUCAGGCUGGGGCGGGCUCGGGUAGCGUGGUCGUGGGAAGUUUGGCGGAAAAGUUUGCUGCGGCGGCGGCCAAGGACCGGUCCAAGGGCAAGAGCAAGGGAGCCGACGCCGAGGAGGUCCAAUUCGGCUACGACCGAGCGAUCGCGCACGGAGCAGGAAAAGGAAAAAGAGACGGCCGGGACUUGGAUGUUAUUUUUGCUGCACCCAAGGCAAAAGAAAAGACUACGGCGGCUGGGUCGAGUCGGGCAGGGAAGAGCCGGGUGCCCGUUGCGGCGGGGAAACCGACGCGUGUGCCGGUGGUGGCCAAGCGGGCGCUAAUGACACCCCGGAAGGCGGCUGUCGGGGGAGUGCGGGCAAAGCGAAGCGCGUGGAAGGGAUAA
This is a messenger RNA of Rhizoctonia solani, 582 nucleotides long. RefSeq lists its product as uncharacterized. NCBI's taxonomy places the organism in Eukaryota, Fungi, Basidiomycota, Agaricomycetes, Cantharellales, Ceratobasidiaceae. The record is from RefSeq and is a predicted model, not a curated record. The transcript has 2 exons. Bases 1 to 582 code for a protein of 193 amino acids.